Symbiodinium natans is the source of this 738-nucleotide messenger RNA. NCBI's taxonomy places the organism in Eukaryota, Dinophyceae, Suessiales, Symbiodiniaceae. The record is from the annotation of a GenBank genome assembly.
AUGUUCUUUGGCAAGGCUGAGCCCACAGCUCUAGACCGCGUGGCGGGUUCGCUGGCCACCUCGAGGACACGGCUCUUCGCCAAGGCGCCGCUGCUGCACUCGAACAAGUGGCCGCGGCCCGAUCCCGCUUACGCCGAGGUGGCGGUGAUCGGCCGCUCCAAUGUGGGGAAGAGCAGCCUGCUGAACAAGGUCAGCCAGUUUGGGACUGUGGCGCGGGUGUCGAACAUGCCCGGCCAGACGAAGGAGGCUGCGUGGUAUCGCAACAAGAAGGUCAAGGUGGACUUCAUCGACAUGCCCGGCUACGGCCACUCUGCGCGUGCCCGGAUCUUCGGCCCCGAGGCGCUGGAUUUCGUGCGAAAUCGGACAUCUUUGAGGGGCCUGUACGUGCUGAUCGACGCGCGGCACGGCUUCAAGUGGUCCGAUCACGAGUGGCUGAGCGAGCUGGGAUCUGCAGGGCCAAUGAAGCAGGUGGUCCUCACAAAGUGCGACCUGGUGCCCGACAAGCGCCUUAUCGAGAUCGCAAGCCUGGUACGCUCCGACCUCGAGUCCUACAAGCGGGUGGAGCGCAAGGUGAUCCUCUGCUCCUCGGCCUGGCUCACCGGAUUCCAGGAGCUGCGCAAGGACAUCUGCCAGCGCUGCAAGCUGGUGAAAGAAUCGGCGCCGGCGCCGCGGCCGGGCGCCAAGCGCGAGGACCUCCCGCUGCGGGCCGUCAAGGGCCAGGAUCUGGGAAUCCUCUGA